AUCUCUGUCCCGCCACUAUCCAGGUUCUUUGGUACAUGCAAAUGAACUGCUCGGUGCACAGGGGCCUUCACAAGUUCCCUGAUCAUGGUGAUGUCUGGCCUUCAUCUUCCUGGUAACGCCUCCUCCCCUGUGCUGAGCCUCUGCAGACUGGAGAUUUGGUGUGUGGGAUACAUUUUUUCUUUAUAGGAAAAUGGAUUUUGUAAAAAGAAGCAGAUCACAUGUUCUCUGCGUGCCUCCAAGCCCACUAAUGCACAGGGAAUCCCUGUGAUGUCAUUUCUGACCUUAUGUGGUUACCUAGCAACUGCCGGAAUGCUGAAGGUGUGACGAUGGAUUUUUAGAAAAAAGAUCAGGCUGACAAUUUGACAGCCCAAUUGUGCUGAUGGCGCUGCAGGCAAGAGUGUGCAGAGCUGUUAAAUUCAACAAUUCAACUUAACUCGAUGGGCUUUUGGAACCCUUUUGGUUAGAUUUGUGACUCUAAGGCUUAUAUGGUAGGCUGUGUUGGGACCCCUGAAAAAAUGAACAAAAAGUUAUUUUGGUCCAUUGGUUUAAGCCUACUUAUCCUUGCCAUGGGAUUCACCAUCAUUUACAGCACCGACCUGAAUGUUAACAUGUUCACGACUGGGAAGAAAAAAAUUAUUCUAGAAGACACAUCAGAAAAAAAAGUUCUUGAAGAAUUUCAGCCAGAAAUAAGGGAACCCAAUUCACUGAAGGGUAUAUGGACUAUUAUUGCCACUGGGCGUUUGGGUAACUUAAUGGGCGAGUAUGCAACGCUUUAUGGCCUUGCCAAGAUAAAUGGCCAACAAGCUUACAUUUCCCCAGAGAUGCACAACCAGCUGUCAAACAUCUUCAAGAUUAGAUUACCUAUACUUCACCCAGAGUCUAUUAACAGAAUCCAAUGGAGAGAUUAUGAACUUCACGACUGGAUGUCCGAGGAGUACAGACACAUUGAAGAUAAAUUUGUCCGUUUCACUGGUUGGCCUUGUUCAUUUACUUUCUACCACCAAAUAAGAGAUGAGAUUCUCCGAGAAUUUACUUUCCACGAUUUUAUUAAAGAGGAGUCUAACGCUUAUCUUGAGAAAAUUCGAGGAGACAAGAAGAACGUCACCUUUGUGGGGGUUCACAUUCGGAGGGGAGACUACGUGCAUGUGAUGCCAAACACAUGGAAAGGGGUGAUUGCUGACAAAGGUUACUUGCAAAAAGCCACAGACUACUUCAGAAAUAAGUAUGAGAACCCUCUUUUUGUGGUCACCAGUAAUGGGAUGGAUUGGUGUAAAGAGAAUAUAGACAAUUCAUUGGGUGAUGUCCACUUUGCUGGAGAUGGACAGGAGGGCUCGCCUGCUCGGGAUUUUGCAUUGCUGGCACAUUGUAACCACACCAUCAUGACCAUAGGGACAUUUGGUAUUUGGGUGGCUUACUUGGUAGGAGGAGAAACCGUCUACUUAACCAACUACACUUUACCUGACUCGCCCUUCCUUAAAAUUUUUAAGUAUGAAGCUACUUUUCUUCCAGAAUGGAUUGGAAUUCCGGCGGACCUCUCACCACUUCUUAAUGACAAUAAUCCCAAGCAUGGUUUUCAUUUGAGUAUUCAGGAAAACAUUGGGAUUUUUGUGGUGUUUUUCCUGGUGUUUUUAAUAGCAUUUUCUUUUUACAAAAAAUGCUUCAAGUUAAAAAGCUACAUGCUGACAGGCAAUAGACAUUAAAAGCAAUACGGCUGUUACAUCUGUUUAUUUUUUUUUGGGGGGGGGGGGGGGUCCUCAUU
This is a messenger RNA of Hyla sarda, 1759 nucleotides long. Its product is annotated as galactoside alpha-(1,2)-fucosyltransferase 2-like. The record is from RefSeq and is a predicted model, not a curated record. Gene Ontology annotation, cellular component: membrane. Gene Ontology annotation, biological process: carbohydrate metabolic process. The transcript is spliced from 2 exons. Lineage: Eukaryota; Metazoa; Chordata; Amphibia; Anura; Hylidae. Gene Ontology annotation, molecular function: galactoside 2-alpha-L-fucosyltransferase activity. Bases 486 to 1700 code for a protein of 404 amino acids.